Symbiodinium sp. CCMP2592 is the source of this 1953-nucleotide messenger RNA. NCBI's taxonomy places the organism in Eukaryota, Dinophyceae, Suessiales, Symbiodiniaceae. The record is from the annotation of a GenBank genome assembly.
AUGUGGCAGCCGACGAAGGCAUGCACGCUGCUGUGUCUCUCCUGGCUCUCGCUGCCAGCAGCUUUGGCGGGCGUCGUCGGAGCCGCGGAGUCCGCGACUUCCCUGGCCCCGGCUUCUGAGGUCGACAUUGGCGCCAAGGAGUGCCCGUGCCUGACGGCAGCUUCUGAGAACCUCGGCGGCAGCCGUGGAUUGGGGGUGAAGGUUUGCUUUGUUGGGCUGGGGUCUUGGGAAGUAGGUAUGUGCUGCAAGGUGUACAAUUCGAAGGAGUGCCUCACAUAUCCUCUUUCCUGCAAGCAGAAGUGGUGUUACGUGGACAUCGAGGCCUGCAAAGUGAAUCAGCAACUGUGCAAGGAAGCUCACCUGCGUCGGGGCUCUCGGGCUUCCCCGCAUUGUCGUGAUCGGCCCCGCUAUGAGAGCAAGUACGUCAAUGACUCGUCGGUGCUGUUCAGCUAUGAGACCUGCGGUGCUUUGGGCAGCUACAACGAGACCCGCUUCGAGAAAUGGAUGACCAACCUCGAAGUGCAAGCUGCCGUUGAUCCCAGGAACAUCUACCCAAACGCGAUGCUGCAAGAGCUUGCCGACAAAUCCUUCACCAAGUUUAGGGAUCUCAACUCCUCCGCACGAGCGAAAGCUUCCCAGAUGGACGUGUCAAUCCCCAUCUUGACUUUCGAAGACCAAUCCUACUGGGAAACGCCGGCAUCUACGGGCUCCAGCUGUUCCCAAGAUGAGGCGGGAGGCUUUGUUUGCAACUCUGGCUACAGCAACUGUGUCCAUGAUGUAGCGGUGGGGAAGUUCGACCUCUGCAUCGCAGACAUGUGGAUCACGCCGGGCCGAAGUGCCAUCGCUCAGUUCCUGCCUCCCGUGCGCUUCGACAUGUUCUACCUGGUGCAAGCCGCGAAGCCACGGACGGAGUUGACUGCCGGUGCAAUCAUGGAGAGGCCUUUCAAACCCUUCACGCCUUGGGCCUGGGGAGCCCUUGGAUUCUUUGUGCUGUUUUCCGGCUUGUGCUUUCUGGCCGGGCGCCUCUUAGAGGACAGCAACCGGCAGGCCAAUCAGACCCCUCCUGCGGCCCCUCCCGGACGUUCCACCGCCAGUCUGCAUGCACACGAAGUAUGCGACUUUAUUACAGGGGGUGCAAGGUCGUUCAACAGGUUCUCAUGCAAGAUCGUAGGUUUUGGCUUUGCUUGGGGCAUGCUUGUGCUGACCUCUACCUACACGGCAAACUUGACAGACAUCUUGGCAUUGGAGCGCAAGCAGGUUACCAGUCUUCAGCGCUUAGCGGAUGCAGAGCACAUGUCCAUUUGCGUCGAUCAGGAGGCAUGGUCCCACUUUAACCACACGUAUCGCACGGUCCUUAAGAACGUGACGUGGACUCCAGUGGAGACCAGUGGGGACAUACCCCAAUUGCUGCACGAUGCACACUGUAGUGCAGCGGUCAUGUACCAGGAAGCCAUUGACAGCAUGCACGCUGGGAAAUUUGCUGGGGAAGGGCGGCCCUUGGACUACGACUGCAAGAUCAGAAAGGUCCCCUCCGAAGAGGUAUUGCUGACUUUUGCUGUCGGGUUUCCGGUUGCCCCUCCAUUAGUGCAUGGCCUGUCAUGGGCAUUGACAAGUGCGUUGGAAGAAGGGACGGCUGCCACAGCAGAAAUCCAACAUAGGGCUUCCUUGAGGGGCAGUUUCGUAAGCAAUUGCGGCGUUACAGAAGACUCUGAGAAAGGGCUUGACUGGCCGGACGUGCUGGGGGCAUUGAUUGACGCCUUCAUCAUCAUAACGCUUGGUGCCUGCAUCUUUGUCAUCUUGUUUCUUCAAGGGAUGUGCUGCAAGAGGGUGUCGCAGCCCACGCCGCAGCCCUCGCCGCAACCCACGCAGCAGCCUACGCCGCAGCCCACGCCGCAGCCCACGCCGCGGCACACGCCGCGGCCCACGCUAGAACCCCCCUUCCCCAUCGAGUGA